GGGGUCGUGCGCUGGGAGGGAGAGCCUGGAAUUGGAAAUUUGUCCCUUUUUUGUGGGGGGCGGGUCAGGGUGGGGAGGGUCUUGGGGGUCCUUCUCCUCCCCUUAUAUUGGGGGGCUCUUCUUUCUGUUGCUUGCAUCGCAGCCUUUCUCCCAGCCAAGCCUCUUGGGCGCUUGCUUGCCUUUGUCUGCGGCUUCCAUCCCCUCGCGCCUGCUGCUCUGCUGCUGCUGCUGCUGCUGCUUUCAUGAUUAACGUUACUUUUUUAUUUUAUUUUUAAUUUUUUUGCUGUGCACAUUGAAUGGUUGAGGGAGGAAUUAAGAAAAUAAUAACCAAGACCUCCCCUUGCUUCCCACUGCAACGUUUUGCAAAAGACACGUGUCUUCUUUGACAGGCAUCCCUGAGUUGCAACUGGAGCAAAAAAGCACAGGCAGUGGAGCCCCAGGCUCUGCCUUCCUCCCCGGCCUCCCCUCCCGGCCUUGUUCUUCUCUCCAUCCACCCUCUCCGCUCUAGGGCUUUCCACUGCAGGGUUGGUUUCGGAGGGUUUUGGCAGGAGAAUUGGCUUCCUCUUGGUCCUUCUGAAGGAGCCAUUCUUUUUGAAGGGUGUGUCCCCCCCCCUUUGAAGGGGAGGAGGGGGCAGAAAGAAAAGAUGGCCCUGCUGCCCCGCAUCUCCUCCAAACUGCCCCCCGACAUCGACCCCACGAAGGCCCCCAUUGCCUUCGGCCGGAGGGCCCUCCCAAAGCUCAACGAAGAGUUGCACGACCCGGAGCUGCUGACCCGGCAGAGGGCCCUGAUGGCCCUGUGUGAUCUGGUGCAUGACCCGGAGAACACCUACACUGCAAUCAGCAUAGGAUUCCUAGAUACUUUGAAAACACUGCUUUUGGAUAAAGAUGGCUUAGUGCGCCGAAAAACAACAGAGGUCCUGUAUAUAAUGGCUACGCAUAAUGUUGGCAGGCUUGGAUUUCUAGACAAUGAAGUCAUCCCAGCUCUGGCCCAGCUUUUGAAUGAUCCAGUGGAGAUUUGUCGAUGGAACAUGCACUAUGCAUAUAAACUUCUGUCAGAAUUCCGUCCAGGUGCUGUUGGGAUCGUCGAGAGCGGCUUGAUCCCCUCCCUGGUCCUCAAGCUGAACUCCGAGCUCGAAGAGAUCCAGGAGCUGAUCUUGGACACGCUGGCGUGCUGCCUGCGCGUGGAGGCCUUUGAAGCCUUGGCCACCGGGGCAGUGAGCAUCUUGAAGGAGAAGCUCAGCCACUCCUCGGUGGAGAUCAGAAGCAGAGCGGCCCAGGCCCUCAUGGCAAUCAGCGUCCCUCUGGAGGGGAAGAAGAUGGUCUUAGAAGAAGAUGUCUUCCCAGAUCUCGUCACGCUGUUGGAAGAUGAAGACGCUGAAGUCCGAGCCAACGCAGCUGGGGCCCUGAUGUUCGCGGCAGUGACAACACCAGGGAAAUACGCGGCGAUCAACGCCGACGCCAUCGACACCCUCCUGCCGCUGAUCAACGACGAGAAGAGCAAGGUCCGCCUGUACAGCAUCAAAGCCUUGACCAUGUUGGCCGAAGCGCCGGAGGGACGCAGGUCGCUGCUGUCCCACGUGCCGAUGUUUCAGGAGCGGAUGGCCGACUCCAGCGAGGCGGUCGGGAGAGCGGCGAAGAUCGCUGUGCAAGUCAUUGAGUGGAAACCUUAGCAAGCACACACACACACACCCCAAGGGCCACUCACAAAGCUGGGGAGGGUGUGUGUGUGUGUGCGCGCGCUCCUCUUUGCAAUAAACCAUGGAGUUCUACCCACAGCAGCCUUUGCCACCCAGGGAGAAGAUGCUUGCCAUGGCCCCUGUUGGGCUGGGCAGCCGGGGGGGUGGGGUUGGGGGCGCUGGAGCUCCUGUGCUGGCGGAGGUGGCUCUUCUCUGAGGCAGCCGAGGAGAAGGCAGAGAGAUCUCUGCCCGGCACUUAGAAAGUCUGGGGCCUGGGCUCACAGCCCCCCACCCCACCCCCGAUAAUUAAAUAUGAUCAUAUGCCCUCCCCCCCCCCCGCCACAAAUAAUUGCAUAUGUUUCUAAAAAAUCUCUCUUGUAUCAUAAGCUCCUCCUGGGGUGGCGGCAGCAGCAACAGAGAGCCCCAGGUGAAGCCAGGAGCUUUCUCCCCUGCUGCACUUCUGUUCUCAAAGAGGUCAUGGCGGAUGAGAUGGGGGGCCCUGAAGAAUUCUUGGGGGGGCCCGUGCCCGACGGCCACCCACUAAUGACUCCUCUGGAGCCGAGACAGAGGUCCCCCUUCCCAGCCUCAGGAGUCAGGAGCGGUGCAAGAAUCCUUUUGCAGCUCCCUUCAUGGCGACGGGGCCUACCCAAGAGGCACUCCAGGUGGCUUGUGUGUCCCUGUGAAUGAGGAGGAGCUCAGUGGGGUUCCGGGUCAGCCCGGGAGGCCUGCAGGGAGGGUUUUCUGAGCUCUCGCUCCCUUUCCCUGGUGGCCGCCCAGCCUUACCUCGCCUCCCUCCGGCCCCUUCAGCUCCUUGCUUGUCUGCCCUGGAACUCAACCCCCGUGGCCUGCUUUGGACCACGUCCUUGCCUCUGGCCCACGGGGACUCACAGCCAGCCCUUCUGGCUCCCACAAUCCGACGGCCUAGAGAAGGGCAUUGGACUACAACUCCCAUGGUACCUGACUAUGGGCUACUGUGGCAGGGGUUUAUGGGAGUUGUAGUCCAAAAACAACUGGAGUCUGACGUCUCGGGGUGUGUGUGUGUGUGUGUGUGUGUGUAGACGCACGAUGUUUUGUGCUCUUGUGAUGGGACAGCAUGUUUGGACUAACAGCCCCUUUCUUCGCCUAGCUCUGCGCCAUGGACUCUUCUCCCCUGUCCCUGAAAUGGCGCAGCCUUCAAUCCAGCCUGCUAGCUCCAGCCUGCUUUCCUUCCGGGGACUCUUGUCUUACUCCCCACGAUCCUGCAGGCAGGCAAGCACCGAUCCCAAUCCGGCCGACGCCCUCGCCCUUCCCUUGCUCAGUCAACAAGGCAGACACAAAGGACCAUUAAGCAGAUUCCUCUUUGCAAUCAUUAACUGCACCCGAAGUGGCUCUGUCUAUAGCAGCAAGUGGAAGCAUUACCGGCUGGCUGGGAGAAACAAGGGGGUCUCCGGAGAAAUGGCUAAAAGGGUCACGGCAGCGGCUGGGCUGCACAGUGAGGACGCAGGCCUGCCGGAAAUGAUCUCGGCUGCCAGUGGCUAAGCAGCCCCGCUGCCUCUGCACGCAACUCAAGCCUCCAUCAGCUUCAGAAUGUCACCCCAAGGCAUUUUGAUGUCAGAGAGACAGAAAAGCCAAGUGACACCAUCACACCAUGAAUUAGCAGGCGCAAACCACCGGAAGGUUCUCCCGCACACGUGCCUUGAAAUGCUACAGUUCACUCCGACAUGGCUUGCGCCUUCCUUACAAGGCAAGGCUACAACACCUGGGGCUUUUUCGCUUAGAAAAAAGACGCCAAACGGGAGGCAUGGCAGAGGUCUAUAAAAUGAUGCAUGGUGUGGUGAGAGAGGAAUGCAACCUGGGAGAAGCCGCUGCCAGUCUGUGUAGACAAUUACUGAGCUAGAUGGACUAAGGGUCUGACUCCGUAAAAAGCAGCUUCCUAGAACCAGGGCUCGUCCCAUGAAAGGGAUAGGACCAACGAAAGGAACAAAGCUCCUAAGCACUAACAACGUUAAUCACGGUGUCAACUUCCUUUUCUGUGCAGGAUCCACACUUUGCACACACAAAAAGAUGCAUGAAAGGAUCACACACAGCUGUAAGUUUUUCAGCUGGGCAUCACAGGAGAUCUGCUUGCAAGCCAUUUAGUCAUCUGGAAAUUAUUUUCUUUCUUUCUUUCUUUUUUAAAAGUCCCUUUGCAUUGCAUUGCCUUCUGCAUAUUGUAAAUGCAGCAAUUAGUGUGUCAGCAUCUGGCACCUUCACACCCUGUAAUUAAACCUGAUGUUUCUAAAAAUG
This is a messenger RNA of Hemicordylus capensis (graceful crag lizard), 3941 nucleotides long. RefSeq names its product radial spoke head 14 homolog (gene RSPH14). The record is from RefSeq and is a predicted model, not a curated record. The transcript has 6 exons. Bases 645 to 1670 code for a protein of 341 amino acids. NCBI's taxonomy places the organism in Eukaryota, Metazoa, Chordata, Lepidosauria, Squamata, Cordylidae.